CCGCCAACACUGCCCAUAGUCGGGAACCUCCACCAGAUGCCCACGCGCGAUGCCCACCUCCAGUUCGAGAAGUGGGCGCGGGAAUACGGGCCAAUCUACAGUCUGAUCCUCGGCACGAAGACCCUGAUUGUCCUUUCGACGGAUAAGGCGGUCAAGGACCUGCUGGAUAAAAGAAGCAAUAUCUAUUCGCACCGUCAGGAGAUGUACACUGGCCAGAUGCUCUAUAGCGGUGUC
Messenger RNA from Chaetomium strumarium, 234 nucleotides. RefSeq lists its product as uncharacterized. The annotation marks the transcript as partial. Gene Ontology annotation, molecular function: monooxygenase activity; heme binding; oxidoreductase activity, acting on paired donors, with incorporation or reduction of molecular oxygen. The record is from RefSeq and is a predicted model, not a curated record. NCBI's taxonomy places the organism in Eukaryota, Fungi, Ascomycota, Sordariomycetes, Sordariales, Chaetomiaceae. The transcript has 2 exons.